UCUUGUAGAUUUCACUGUGGUCUUGUUGGAACAAAAUGUUUGUUUCUGUGCUGAGCUUUGUUUUACUGUUUGGAGUUUCUCAUGCUUCCGACACCGGGGCUCCUGCCCAGCUCGGGCCGCCGUCACUCGGGUUCAGGUCCUCAGUGCGCUCCGUGUGUAAACCCAUCCCGAGCACCCUGUCUUUGUGCCACGGGAUCGGCUACAGGCAGAUGCGCAUCCCAAACUUACUCGGCCACGAUUCACUGAGGGAGGCCCAGCAGCAGUCGGCGGCCUGGCUGCCCCUCAUCUCCAAGCUAUGCCACCGGGACACCAAGAAGUUCCUGUGCUCGCUGUUCGCUCCGGUGUGUCUGCCGGAGCUCAGCGGGCCGGUCAGCCCCUGCAGGAGCCUGUGCGAGGCCGUGCGGGACGGCUGCGUGCCUGUGAUGAGCGCGUUCGGGUUCCCCUGGCCGGAGAUGUUCAACUGCACCCGGUUUCCGCGCGCAACCGAGCUCUGUAUCCCUGCAACCGGAGAGCUGGAGGGGCGGACGGUAGAGGAGGUCAGGCACGAGGAGGUGCUGAAAGGGAGUGUUAUCUGUGAUGCCUGUAGUCUGGCUGCUGAAGGAGAGACUGACAUCCAGGAAAACUUCUGCCACAGUUCAUAUGCAUUUAAGAUGCGUCUGGGCAGCGUGUCAACAGUGGGGGGAGACCGUCAGCUGGUGCCUAUGGCCCGCAGCCGCAUCCUGAGGUGGGCAGGGGGAGGAGCGGAGAAGGCAGAAGGCAUUGGCGGCGCAAUGGCCCACGGCGCUUUGUGGCUGCAAGAAGGAGGCACCUGUACUUGUCCUGGCCUAGACUCCACAGAGACAAAUGAAGACAGGGCGUCAGAGGCAGGACAGAUGGAUAAGAGACAAACAAAACAAAAAGAAGGAGAAAAGGAGGGGAAUGGGGCCCAGGGUGCGUGGUACCUGGCCCUGGCUCAGGCUGAAGAGGGAAGACUGGUGUUGACUCGACUGGUGAGGUGGAGCAGAGGGGACAAAGAGCUGAAGAAGUUCAUCAGAGCUCUCCUCAAACAGUCCUGUCCUGAGCUGUAGACUGGAAGUUAUCAGCCUUUUCAGUCCCUGCCUGCCCCAUGGUCGUUGCUUUGUGGUCGCACGCACUGCUAAAUAAUGAACUGCUAAAUAAAUAGUUUCCAAAUAACCCAGAAUAAAUCAAGUGAGCACAAUUUUUUAGAUACAAGUGAUGUCAACGAGUGAACCAGUGUUAAAAGCUUAGUUGAUAGCUAACUGUAAAUCUGCAUACUGGCCACUUUCUUGAUGAAUUGUUCCUGAUUAACUCUGGGUGCUAAAUCCCACACAAUCGAUAACCACUCAAGUCUUUUCUUACUUAGUACGCAUUGUUUCGUGUCCCAUCAAGUAAAUCAUAUUGAGUUGUUGCCAAAUACAACAUUACAUAAAGAGUUUUUACAGAGAACAAUUCAUGAAUGACAGAGAGCUGGUGUUUGUGUACCUUAUUAUAAUUACCAACUACCCAAUAAUUCUGGAAAUCUCACGCAGGCAGUGAUGGUAAAGCAUCGUUACAAGUUGUACUACACAUGGCGUGCAAAAACUGGGGCAAACUUUUUUUUUUGGUGUACAUUUGUGUAUAUAAAAGAGACAAAUUCUAACCCUGUAAUCAAAGUGUUGAGUAGUUUUAAUAAUGAUUGCAGGGGUGUAGGCUGAUCUCAUCACAACUCAUAAAACUAAUACAUAUUUAGUUUGAAGCAGUAUACUUGUUGUUAUUCCUGUAAUAGUAAAACAUUUCUUCGUAUAAUACCUAGUUUAUCACCAUACAUAUUAAACCGUAAAUAUAACAGA
Messenger RNA from Micropterus salmoides (largemouth bass), 1829 nucleotides. RefSeq names its product secreted frizzled-related protein 2 like (gene sfrp2l). Gene Ontology annotation, biological process: canonical Wnt signaling pathway; negative regulation of canonical Wnt signaling pathway; non-canonical Wnt signaling pathway. Gene Ontology annotation, molecular function: Wnt-protein binding. The transcript is spliced from 3 exons. The coding region runs from base 36 to 1067 and encodes 343 amino acids. NCBI's taxonomy places the organism in Eukaryota, Metazoa, Chordata, Actinopteri, Centrarchiformes, Centrarchidae. The record is from RefSeq and is a predicted model, not a curated record.